AGGAAGGGAUGUCGGAUCCGUACGAGAGAGUGAAGGGAGGAAGAUUGACCUUCAAGGACGGAAGUGUAGCCACGCGCAGCAAAGCCAUUGAUAAGAAGAAAAAGAAGAAGAAGAAGCCUAUCGACGAUGCAAUCGCCUCCGUCGAUUUGGUAGGCGACGAUGCGAUAGCGGCAGCAGAAGGCGGAGCUGAAGCAGGAGCAGAAGAAGCGAGCUACUCCAUCGACGCGGCCAAGCGCAUGAAUUACGAUGAGCUCUUCCCCGUCGAAGCCAAGAAGUUUAAUUACGACCCCAAAGUCAUUAAACAGAAGUCCGUCGAGGCCAUUCUUGACGACCGCGUCAAGAAGAAGGCCGACCGCUACUGUAAAUAGAUGCUUUUCCUUUCUUUCUUUCUGCAGGAGCAUUAUGGUGCGGUGAGUUGCCGACUUGGUGGAGGCUGUAUUUGAGAAUCUGCUAUAUUCGCUUUGUUACAUCUAGGGUGAAUCAUAUUCCAAGUCAAGACUCCAGCUAAAAAAGAAAGAAACCAUAUCUGUAGUUCUCAGAUCUUAUUGUUGUUGUUAUGGAACUAUUGGGAUUUUUAGCUUGUCAUAUUAGUCGUUCCUGACGGUUAUAACCGGCAGUUCUUAGUCUUGGGAAAGAUGGCUGAUUGUGCUGCUUUGUACUUGCACACGGAAAAUCCUGAAUCUCUUUUGUGAUUAGUCACAUUCAUAUUA
Argentina anserina (silverweed cinquefoil) is the source of this 710-nucleotide messenger RNA. RefSeq lists its product as uncharacterized. Lineage: Eukaryota; Viridiplantae; Streptophyta; Magnoliopsida; Rosales; Rosaceae. The record is from RefSeq and is a predicted model, not a curated record. Gene Ontology annotation, cellular component: nucleolus. The transcript is spliced from 2 exons. The coding region runs from base 9 to 368 and encodes 119 amino acids.